UCUGUUUUUCUAGAAAGGAAGUUAGUUGCUCUGUUUAGAUCUGCUAGAUAAUGGGGUGACAUUUUUAAGUAUUUAUUUCCAUAAAGUGUAAUUAAUCUAUUGGUAUUAAUGGAAAUUAGAAAUGUGCUUAAAAUCAGUUAGGAUAUUACUUUGCUUAUUUCAUUAGGCACCAUUAUGUAUAGUAAGAAAAAUGCUGAGUACAGUAGAACAGUAGAUGAUAAUUCUUACAUGUUUUUUUAGGCAAUUUGAAUUUUUGAAAUCAAAAUGUGUUCCACCAAGUUGUCAACUUAUAAUCUCUCAUCUCAUAACUUUCCCAUCCCAGUUGCUAUGAACAAUAGGCUUAAAAUGACAUACCAUUUUCAAAUAUGAGCGUAGGUGUGAAAUAAAGUAUAUUUCAAAUACUGUUUAUUUUGUUAAAUAUAACACAAGGUAAGGCAAAGUAUGACAGUGUUACAGACGUUGCAUUAAAUCCUGAUUAUUUACUGUUGCAAAUUGGGGAAUAACAAAAAAAGGUGCGUAAGCGUAGUGAUUUAAGGAAUACCAACAAUUGAGAGUUCGACUACAGCAUAAUAUUGCUGAUUACCGAAAUGUGUCGUGGUAUGCUAAUGACUAAAUUCAUGUAACAGAUUUUAUUAUAUUUGAACACACCGUGCUUAAUAUAACCUUAUGUAAUAAAACAUCCUGGAAACAACCGAACGGGAAGCAUACAUAUGUUUUUCUUUUUGUGUUGGUGAUCGCACUGCAGAUGACCAUGAUUAUUUCCAAUGAAUCACGUGCUGAAUGUUUGUGGCGUUCAAGAGGAGUAAUGAGUAUUGUUUUGCGUGGUCAUAAAUGAAGCAUAUUUAACUCCAUUCACUGGCUUUAAGAGUGAUAUCUUUGAUUGAAUAUAUAUUUUCAUGCAAGUCCAUUCCUUCAAGCACGAGAAAUGUGUUUAUGAGAAUAUCUGGAAGAACAGCGACAUUUUGUAGUGUUAAUAAAAAAAUGAGAGAUAGAUCAUAUUCUAGUUCUGGUGAAGAGGAGCCUUUAAUUCGAAAUCAAAAUAAAAUUAUUUCGUAUGGUGCACAAGAAAACUGUCCAUCAGGGGGUUCAACAUCUAUAAAUGCUGAUCCAGUGAUCUUGGCCAGUAGUGAAUCCCAGCUGCCAAAGGGAAAAUAUGUCUUAGAGACUGUUGAACAUGGCUCCCUUAAUGUAAUCUCAGCAAAAUUUGAGAGCCUGGAUUAUGACAUUUGUGAGAAUCAUCUCCUGCUGGAAGAGGAACGAACGAAAGGAUAUAAAUUUAUUGUAAAGAAGAAUUUUGCAAGAUGGUUCAUAUUCUUGUUGAUCGGAAUGCUGACAGCUUUAAUCGCAUGUGUCAUCGAUAUAACCAUCGAGGAACUGUCACAUAUUAAAUACAAGAGUCUCAAGAAUUAUGUGGAUCGAUGCAUUAGUGAAAACUGUUUAUAUAUACCAUAUUUGAUCUGGGUCAUCUCCAACAUGAUUCCUGUUGCCAUUGGUUCCCUUUUGGUGGCGUAUGUAGAGCCGAUUGCCGCAGGAAGUGGCAUUCCCCAAGUAAAAUGUUACCUAAAUGGAGUAAAGAUGCCGCGUGUAGUUCGGAUCAAGACUCUCGUUGUGAAGGUGAUCGGGGUUAUCUCUUCUGUUGUUGGUGGGCUUGCUGUUGGAAAGGAAGGCCCAAUGAUCCAUUCGGGAGCUGUUGUUGCAGCUGGCAUCUCACAAGGGAAAAGCAGUACAUUUCGCCGAGACUUGAGGAUCUUUAAGUAUUUUCGUGAAGACCACGAGAAACGAGAUUUUGUGUCAGGUGGAGCUGCAGCUGGAGUUGCAGCUGCAUUUGGGGCCCCAGUGGGUGGUGUCCUGUUUAGUUUGGAGGAAGGAGCAAGUUUCUGGAACCAGAGCCUGACUUGGAGAAUCUUCUUUGCAUCAAUAAUCUCUACGUUUACCCUGAAUGUAGUGUUAAGCUCCUACCAUGGCCAUCCAGGGGACCUCUCGUAUGCUGGACUUCUAAACUUUGGAAAAUUUGAGAAUAUCUCGUAUGAUUUCUUUGAGCUACCCAUAUUUGUGAUAAUGGGUGCAAUUGGGGGACUUUUAGGCUCCCUUUUCAACCACAUCAACUACAAACUUACAGUAUUCAGGAUGAGAAAUAUCCAUGCUCGAUGGAUGAAAGUGAUGGAAGCUGUGAUGGUUGCGGCAUUUUCGGCAACGCUUGGCUUUGGGAUGAUGUAUUUCCUCAAUGACUGCAAACCGCUAGGACAGGAUCCAACCAGUAAUCCCAUUCAGAUGUAUUGUGGCGAUGGAGAGUACAAUGCAGUUGCCGCCAUAUGGUUCCAAACUCCAGAGGCCAGUGUACGAUCAUUGUUCCAUGACCCUCCUGGCUCGCAUAAAGCAGUGUCUGUUGUCGUGUUCUUCAUUUUCUACUUCCUGCUGUCGUGCUGGACUUAUGGACUCAGCGUGUCCAGCGGACUGUUUAUUCCUUCUCUCUUGACCGGUGCUGCUUGGGGGCGAUUGGUUGGCAGUGGGAUGGCGAGCAUUUUGCCCAGUUCCGGGUGGGUUGACCCUGGCAAGUAUGCGCUUGUGGGAGCAGCUGCACAGCUUGGAGGCGUGGUACGAAUGACCAUUAGUUUGACUGUCAUCCUUAUUGAAGCAACUGGUAACAUUACCUUUGGCCUCCCGCUCAUGCUGACUCUUAUAAUGGCCAAAUGGACUGGCGACUUCUUCAAUGAGGGUAUCUAUGACAUCCACAUUCAGCUUAGCGGAGUUCCCCUGUUACCGUGGGAACCACCCCCAUUGUCAUAUAAUAUGUAUGCCAGCGAAGUAAUGAGCCAUCCUGUGGUGACAUUGAACACGGUUGAAUCUGUCAGGCGCAUCGUUCAUGUGUUGAAGUCUGAGACUUUUAAUGGCUUCCCAGUUGUGGAUCCUCAGGGUGAUGUGAAGAUGUGCCAAACAUUUAGAGGAAUGAUUUUAAGGUCUCAGCUCAUAGUGUUGUUGAAAAAUAAAAUCUUCAAUGAAUCUGCUGAAAUUUGGAAUUGCAAACAACCUUCAAUCAAGAUGUUUAGAGAUGAAUAUCCUCGCUACCUCACUAUCCAGGAAGUAGAUGUUACGGAAGAGGAGAUGAAGUUUACAGUAGAUCUCCGGCCGUUUAUGAAUCCAUCACCAUAUACAGUUCAGCAUUCAGCCUCUUUGCCACGUGUGUUCCGUCUCUUUAGGGCCCUGGGAUUGAGACAUCUUGCAGUUGUUAAUGACACAAAUGAGGUGACUGGCAUUGUAACAAGGAAGGAUCUAGCAAGGUACCGUGUGUGGCGACACAGAGGAAGAAUGGGCUUAGAGCAUUUGGCAAUCUCAGAGAAGAUAUAACUUCCUGGAUGAAUCUGGUUUGUUGAGUGUGCAUUUAGUGCUGAAGUUAAGAAUGAAUGGAUAUGUGCGUCUACUCCCACAUACAUCUUCGUGGUUUGGUGCUUAAGCACAGUGUUGAGAUUUGCAUAAUGAAAUAAUUCUGCUUUGUAUCCAGGGGAAACAAUUGAAGUUGGUCAUACGAAGUGAAUUGGUCAUUGUACCAUGAAAGGAAGCUGUGAGGUCCUGCUUGCCAUGCACAAGACAGAGUUUAAGCAUAAGUACUUGUAGUUCUUUCUGACCUGUUACUUUUUAAUGCCAAGUGUUAAAGACAUUUGUAUUUAAUUUGUAUAUACUGUAGUGCUAAUUAAUAAAUGCAUUGAAACACACAA
Zootermopsis nevadensis is the source of this 3713-nucleotide messenger RNA. RefSeq names its product chloride channel protein 7 (gene ClC-b). The record is from RefSeq and is a predicted model, not a curated record. Gene Ontology annotation, molecular function: chloride transmembrane transporter activity. Gene Ontology annotation, biological process: chloride transport; transmembrane transport. Lineage: Eukaryota; Metazoa; Arthropoda; Insecta; Blattodea; Termopsidae. Gene Ontology annotation, cellular component: lysosomal membrane; intracellular membrane-bounded organelle.